UGUUGUAUCAUGAUUAUCCAUUCAGAGACAAAAGGUAGGAUUUGAUGGUUUUUCUGUUUUCUUAGAUACUUUAAUUGAAAUACAUAGAACCAUGCUUGAGAAGGCUUGCAGUCUUGAAACUCUUUUGCGACUUUCAUGGCAAUUUCAAACGUCUCGGACAGUUUUUCGCAGAUCAUCCUACAGAAUUUAAGCAUCCGCUCAACAUGAUUUUUUAAUACUCCCGUUAGUUUCUCCAAACACUGGUUCUCCGAAUCUUUAGAAUGCUUCCAACGGAGAUCCUGUUGACAAAGUCUCCGUUUAGCACGGAGCAAAAUAAUUUUUCGUCGACUAAGGUGUUCGUUUUCUUCAUCAAAAUAAUGAAAUGCAUCCUUUGCAAAGUUUUCUGGUUCCUCCAUAUUGCUUUCUGGGUGCAUUCUAGCAACCCUCCCAAAGGUAGCACAUUCAUCAUCCAAGUUUUCCAUGUAGGACUCCCAUUCUUGUAUAGAGUCCACCAGAAUGUUUGGCAUUGACUUUACCAUGGUGGUUGAAUAGGAAUUGCAGAAGAACGAUUCUUGAGACGCGACGAUUGUGGAUUACCAACGCGUACCUCUCAUAUAACACACAAAGAAAAAAUUCCCUAUAUGCAGCAUUGUGUAGAUGAAAAAUCUAUGCAAAAUGAACAAAUACUUGAAUGUAUAAUAAAAAAAAGAAAUAAUGAAUUGGUGAUUAAAUGAGAAUUCUGCCGUUGCUACUUCUUCAGUACGUACUACUCGCUCAACUAGAAAGCACACUCAUGUAUUGAAAGAAGAGUAAAACUUGUAAACUUGAUCUUUAUUAUAUUCCAUUGUUCUUUGAAACAAUAAGGCUAUGAAAUAUUUCUUAAUGGUAGAUUAUUAUCAUAUACGACUCUUAAAGGUUCAGCCUGUAUAUGCAAAAGGAUCGAAAACGGGAACUAUUAAGGCGGUCUUCACUCUAACUACAGACCUUGGAGAAUAUUUUUAUCCACAACAUUGUCGACUGCAGGCCGUGGUUGUAGAUGUCUCCAAAGGCAAACCUACUCCUUUAAUAAGUGAAUGUAUCAUCUGGAAGGGCUACGAAGUUGCAUCGACUAUUUCCCUUACAAUUCCAGCUACCUCAAACAAACUUCAGUUAAUCAUUCUUCCGCAGACGAUUACUCCUAAUGUUUCUUCACAUGAAUCUCAUAGAAUACUGCCUGUUUGGAGUGACUCCUUCUCAUUACAUAUAAAUGAAGGACCGAAGUAUGUUUGGCGAUAUUUAGAGCAUAACCAGUGGGAGCCAUUGGGUUUAUGCUUUAUGGAACAAAUGGGAGAGAGCAUCGCAAAACACAUAUGGGACGCAGGGAUUGUUUUAUCUGAAAAGAUGAUUGGACAAGAACCAGAAUGGACCUUUCCAAAAAACAAAAAUUUACAGGUGUUGGAACUUGGAGCUGGAUGUGGAAUUCUAGGCAUCUCUGUAGCAUCAAAGUAUCCAAAUGCAUCUAUCUGUAUGACUGACUUGGAAGAAGCCCUCGGUGUCUUAGAACCAAACAUUGCUAAAAAUAAACAUCUCCUACACAAUAAUAUAUCUACUGAUGUGUUUCUAUGGUCAUCCCAGAUAACUCCUAGCCUUCAAAAAAAAUGGGAUUAUAUUCUCAUGUCCGACGUUAUGUACAACGAGUCUAGUUUUUCGGCAUUGGAAACGGCUCUGAAAUGUUUGAUGUGCAAGCAAACCAAACUAUUUAUUUCCUACAAAAAACGCCAUGAAAAUGAGAAAGCCUUCAUGGACCAUCUUCUACAGUGGUGUUCGCUGGAGCACGAAACUGUACUCGGCUCUAUCAUUCUGUAUUCCUUAGUUAAAAAAUAACAGUUAUCUACUAAAGUGAUGUUUGGGAGCCUCCAUCGCAUUUUAGAACGCUCAAGCAGAUAGAAGGGUACAAAGUACCACUGAGCUUAACCUUUAUAAACAGGGAUUGCACGAAUUUGACGGCAUCUUAAACAAUUUUGGAUACCAACUUAGUGAUUACACAUAUUAUUUUUACUUUCUAGAGUCGUUUGUACCAUCUUACUUAGAUUUUGCCAGAUACUAAAUAGAAUGAGAUUUGUUUCUCUCCUUUUUCC
Molecule: messenger RNA, 2096 nt
Organism: Schizosaccharomyces cryophilus OY26
Lineage: Eukaryota; Fungi; Ascomycota; Schizosaccharomycetes; Schizosaccharomycetales; Schizosaccharomycetaceae
Product: methyltransferase
Exons: 1
Coding region: 847-1842 (331 amino acids)
Biological process (GO): peptidyl-lysine methylation
Cellular component (GO): cytoplasm
Molecular function (GO): protein-lysine N-methyltransferase activity
Source: RefSeq, a predicted model, not a curated record